AUGACCAUGAUCCAUCCUAAAAGAUUUUCUCAGUUGGUGAGGAAGUGGCAAAGGGUCAGGACAAUAUCCAGCGACAACAAAGCAGGCUGCACGACACCACAGGGCACAGAUAAAGGCCACUACACCGUGUACAUGGCCAAUGCCAGGAGGUUUAAGUUCUCCUUGACUUACCUCAACAAGACGAUCUUCGGCGAGCUGCUAAGGAUGCCCCAGGAGGAGUUUGGGCUUACAUGCGAUGGCAGGAUCACACUGCCCUUCGAUGCAGUGGUCAUGGAGUAUGCCAUGUGCUUGCUCAGAACAAAUGCAUCAGAGGAAGUAGAGAGGCCGUUCCUGAGCUCUAUAGUGAUGCCUUGCCAAAUCCAAGUAUAG
Molecule: messenger RNA, 369 nt
Organism: Aegilops tauschii subsp. strangulata
Lineage: Eukaryota; Viridiplantae; Streptophyta; Magnoliopsida; Poales; Poaceae
Source: RefSeq, a predicted model, not a curated record